UGGAUGCGCCAGACCUGCGGGUGGCCCCACUUGGGGGAGCUCGGCCACGCGGUCUGGCCUCCUCAGAACCCGGCCUCAAGCUCUGGGGUCCUGGUGCCUGCCUCCUGGCGCACACACGCUGUAUCCCAGGAGCUGCCGUUGUCCCGGCUUGCUGAGCUGACCAUCCCCUCUCCACUCUACGUCUUCGGGCUGGGUGUGCAGGGGUCGAACUCUCCCGGCUCCGCCUCUUUGCUCUGCGGGCCCUCCUGGCCAGGAUUCCUUCCAGGUGCAGAAGACGGAGGUGUGGGAGCCCUUCAAACCCCACAGAUUGAUUUUGAAUCUAAGCUCUGCCCAUUAUUCUGUGACCUUGAGCAAGUAUUUUUAACCUCCCUGAGCCUCAGUUUUCUCAUCUAUUAAAUGGAAAUAUACCCGUAUAUAGCGCCUACCUCAUGAAAUCACAAUGAGGAGUAAAAAGAGACUAAAUGUAUUAAGUGCUGAGCAAGGUGCCCAGUACUCAGUAGGUAAGACUGGAUUUGCACUGGAGACUGAGAAGAUCUCGAGGAACCUUUGAAACUGCUUUGAAAGCAGUUUACAGCUAAGUAGUACCUGUGAGGAACUUAGAGCUGUCCUGGGGCUGAAUAGCUGUCUCCAGGUAGUGAGCUCCCCGUCCUGAGAUCUGGAGAAGCAGAAUGGCCAAGUUGGAGGUGCUUUAGAAGUAAUCCAGACCAUAUUAUCCCAUGUUGUACAAUUGUGGAAACAGGCCCAGAGUGGUUAAGUGACUUGCCCAAGGUCACACAGCUAAAAGGGAGGCCAGGUACACCUUCAAGAAAUGGGACAGACUGUCUCUCAAAUCUCUUCACCCUCCUGCCCUGGCAGUGCCCACUCAUUCCCUUAGGAUCUGGCUUUUAGUGUGGGGAUCCCAAUGGUUCAUGAGCAACUGGAGUGGCUGGCCUUAGGGAGGGAUGUGGAGGCGGGACUAGUGAUGCUGCUACUGUAGAAUCUGGGUUUGGGUUGGGUGAGUGAGGUUUUCCCCUUCUAGAGGCCUGAGAAAUUUACAGUCCAUUUGGGGAGGAUCCAGGGAUUGUGUUUGAUUUGGGGGGGUUGGGAGGAAACCUCAGAGCCACUUCCAACUCCCCUGAAACCCCUGGCCCCCAAAGGUAUAGAAGUGCUUGAACAGUUGGAGCAGGCUGUCUGAUUGGAUACUGCAGAGAGGUGGGUGGGGGAAGAUGGACGAGAAUGCAUAGGCGUGUCCACCUAAUUUGUUCCAGAAUGUCAGAGGGUGUGCUUAAGGUCAGGGUUCUUCCUGUGGGUGGAGCUAGAGGAGAGAGUCCUGAAGCUGUGGCUUGAGUCCAGAAGGAUGGGUUCUUUGAGUGUCUGGAGCCAGCCUAGUUUGGAAACAAGAAGCCUAAAUUCCAGAAUGGCUUUUCCUCAGGCUCAGCAUACGGCUUUAAGGAAGGGCCUUUCUUCUGAGCCUCGUUUUUUCUCUCUUUACAAUGGGAACAGGGUUGACUGACUCAUCUAUAUAAGAUUUAGUUUUCUUGCUUCCUUCUCUGUACAGGCACCCCUUCUGUCUCCCUCACCCCACUCCUAAUAAAACUUUCUGCUCAGAGCUCUGACCCAGAGAGGAAUUGGUCAAGGAAGGCCAGAGUUUCAGUGUGUGACUCUUUGGGGACCCUAAAUCUCUCCAGUGCUGGCUUUUCUAUUUGCUAUGUGACCCUGAGCAGUUUUCUGCCCCCCUCUUGGCCUCAACUUCCCCUUCUAUACAUUGAAAGGGGCUGGGCUAGGGUUGUUAGUAUUAUAGUUCAGCAACUCAGCUAUUAUGGUUCCUGACCUUAGAUGCCCUUGUCUGGUGGAGGAAUCACAGUCCUUAGGUGCCCUCACCUGGUCUUCGGAAGGGGGUGGACAGGCCCCCCGGGUGUAGGGAAGCUUCCAGAAGCUGACCUAGCAGCUUUCCUCAGCAAACAGCAAGCCCAUGCCAGCACCAGGCCUGAUUCUGCAAAGUCUUUCAACCUCAGAGCACAUGAGGCAUCAGGCGGGGAUAGGUAGGGGGUCGAGGUUCUGCCAGCUUCUAUGGAGCCCCUGCUACUGUGGACUCCUGUGCACACACACAAACCACACAUAACCUGGGAAGAGAUUGAAGGAACAGGAGGGCCCUGGGCUGGUAGGUGAAGCACUGGGAGCUAUGAGAGGUCCUGAAGUCUGGAAGCUGGGUCCAAGGCUUAAAGACCUAGGGGAGGAAAUGGUAGGUUUUAGGUUGGUUUCUGAAACAAGGAGAGACUAGUUAAACCAGCUCCUGUAGUCCUAGACCUGUCAAGUCAGGCACAGGGAUGAGGGGAAGGUCUCCCAAUCUGUUCAAGCUUCUUCUAGCACAGAUUUGGUCUAUUGUCUUCCCUUGGGACAAUCUUGGGAUUCUGAGUCAGUCUUCCUCACCUAGGCCAGGAGCUUUCCAAGCUUAGAGCCUCUUCAGACUCCCCACCCCAAAGCACAGCCAAGCAUAGGACUGAGCACAAGAACUGGCUUCACCACUGAGCUCCAGCCCUGCUGCCUGGUGCCCUGACAGCACACCACUCCAUCCCCAGGUCUGACAAGAUGUACCAGGUCCCACUGCCGCUGGACCGGGAUGGGACCCUGGUGCGGCUCCGCUUCACCCUGGUGGCCCUGGUCACAGUCUGCUGUCCAUUUGUCGCCUUCCUCUUCUGCAUCCUCUGGUCCCUGCUCUUCCACUUCAAGGAGACAACGGCCACACACUGUGGCAACACUCCCCACAGGAUGUUUUCUGCGGCCUCCCAGCCCCUGGACCCCGAUGGGACCGUGUUCCGGCUCCGCUUCACGGCCAUGGUCUGGUGGGUCAUCACUUUCCCGGUGUUCGGCUUCUUCUUCUGCAUCAUCUGGUCCCUGGUGUUCCACUUUGAGUACACGGUGGCCACUGACUGUGGGGUGCCCAAUUACCUGCCGUCAGUGAGCUCAGCCAUCGGCGGGGAGGUGCCCCAGCGCUACGUGUGGCGCUUCUGCAUCGGCCUGCACUCGGCGCCCCGCUUCUUGGUGGCCUUUGCCUACUGGAACCACUACCUGAGCUGCGCAUGCCCGUGCCCUGGCUACCGCCCACUUUGUCGCCUCAACUUCGGCCUCAACGUCGUGGAGAACCUUGCGCUGCUAGUGCUCACCUAUGUCUCCUCCUCCGAGGACUUCACCAUCCAUGAAAAUGCUUUCAUUGUGUUCAUCGCAGCGUCCCUCAGUCACAUGCUCCUCACCUGCAUUCUCUGGCGACUGACCAAGAAGCACACAGUAAGUCAAGAGGUACGGUCUACCCCUAGUUGGGGUUUCAGGUGGCCCAGGAGAAAAGCAAGGGCACCAACAGCCUAUUCCCUAGGAUCGAAAGUCCUACAGCUGGAAACAGAGGCUCUUCAUCAUCAACUUUGUCUCCUUCUUCACGGCACUGGCUGUCUACUUUCGGCACAAUAUGUAUUGUGA
This is a messenger RNA of Choloepus didactylus (southern two-toed sloth), 3450 nucleotides long. It is a transcript of the gene PGAP2, whose product is annotated as post-GPI attachment to proteins 2. The coding region runs from base 2569 to 3450 and encodes 293 amino acids. The record is from RefSeq and is a predicted model, not a curated record. Gene Ontology annotation, cellular component: endoplasmic reticulum membrane; Golgi membrane. Gene Ontology annotation, biological process: GPI anchor biosynthetic process. Lineage: Eukaryota; Metazoa; Chordata; Mammalia; Pilosa; Megalonychidae. The transcript is spliced from 6 exons.